AGUAGUUGAAAUUAGGUCCCCUGCCUUUUUUACUCUCAUAAAAGAACCCUCCCAUUUCCAUAACCUCUCUUAGUCUUCCCACGAUCCCAAUAAAAAUGAUCCCAUCUUUUCUCACAUCACUGCUUCAUAGCCUCACCUUACGGUGGCCGGUGCUCCUCUACGCCGCCACGUGGACUGUUAUUCUAACGGCGAUGGUGGCGGUGGCGUCGUUCUCCCCGGAAGUGGCCUUCGUCUCCGCCAUAUCUCAGUCGUCUUCCUUCUCUAAAGCUUGCGGGAUUGAGGGGAUGCUUAGAGUUCCGAUGGACGUGGCGGGAGAGAGAUUGUGCUUGCCGGUUCAUCUCUUCGGUAAGUCCAAGAUUGAUUGGAUUAUUCCGCCGGUUUUCGCCGCUGUAGUUGUUACUGGGUCGGCUUGGGUGGUCCGUGGCAUGGGCUUGUGGGAAUUCGACGAGGCCAAUUGAUUUUCUGCUGAAAUUCAUAGUUUUGUUUU
Molecule: messenger RNA, 487 nt
Organism: Hibiscus syriacus
Lineage: Eukaryota; Viridiplantae; Streptophyta; Magnoliopsida; Malvales; Malvaceae
Exons: 1
Coding region: 96-458 (120 amino acids)
Source: RefSeq, a predicted model, not a curated record